AUGGCUGCAGACCCAAACUUGAACGGUCUCCUUAAAUGGAGUAUCCAAAACUCUUCCGCAAGCCAGGAAUCCGCUGAUCCCAAUGCGCCCGCCCCUGAGCCCUCUCGUGGCAUCAAGCCCGAGAUGCUCUCUGCUCUCUUUGGUGGUCCCUCUGACGCCGACCUGAUGAAGGCUGCCAUGGCCGCUCUUCACUCGGAUGAGGUGGACCUGGAGAAUAAGCUGGUUGCCUUUGACAACUUUGAGCAACUUGUUGAAGGUAUCGACAAUGCCAACAACAUGGAGCCCUUGGGCUUGUGGACCCCGCUGGUCCAGCUGCUCAAGCAUGAGGAGACCGACAUGAGACGCAUGGCCGCAUGGUGCAUCGGAACAGCCGUGCAGAACAAUGAAAAGGCUCAAGAUAGGCUCCUCGUUUUGAAUACCUUCCCAGCCCUUGUAUCCAUAGCCACCUCGGAUUCCGCCCCCGCCACCCGCAAGAAGGCCAUCUACGCCAUCUCGUCGGCAGUCCGCAACUACCAACCUGCCAUGGAUGACCUUGUCAAGAACCUCCCAGAGGGCUACCCUACUGAUAAGGUCGACGCAGGUGACAUGGACGCUGUGGAUGUGAUCCUCAACAAGCUCAAGGCCCACCCAUCGGCGUGA
This is a messenger RNA of Aspergillus wentii DTO 134E9, 639 nucleotides long. It is a transcript of the gene fes1, whose product is annotated as Hsp70 nucleotide exchange factor FES1. NCBI's taxonomy places the organism in Eukaryota, Fungi, Ascomycota, Eurotiomycetes, Eurotiales, Aspergillaceae. The record is from RefSeq and is a predicted model, not a curated record. Bases 1 to 639 code for a protein of 212 amino acids. The transcript has 2 exons.